Messenger RNA from Trichoderma virens Gv29-8, 976 nucleotides. RefSeq lists its product as uncharacterized. The transcript is spliced from 2 exons. The record is from RefSeq and is a predicted model, not a curated record. Lineage: Eukaryota; Fungi; Ascomycota; Sordariomycetes; Hypocreales; Hypocreaceae. Bases 1 to 819 code for a protein of 272 amino acids.
AUGUCGGCUGGCUUGAUCCCCACCAACCCGGCAGACCUUAUGGUCAUCCGCAAUGUUACGCCAAACGUUACCACUUUCUCUGUACCCUUUUCCCGAUUUGGCAAGCUCAGCAUUGGUGGCCGUGGAACCCUUGUGAGACUCACAUCUGGCGCCCUCGCUGUCUUCUCUCCUGUUGCUCUCACAGAGGAAACAAAAACCAAAGUCGCAGAACAGGGAGGCAACGUGGGUUAUAUCGUUGCCCUGGAUUUUGAGCACCACAUUUUCAUCUCUGAAUGGGCCAAGCAAUACCCCAACGCCAAAAUCAUCGGCCCGGAGGGCCUUCCCGAGAAGCGCGCAAAGCAAACUAAGGACCCUAAGAUCAACGACGACAAAUUUGCCGUUGUCUUUACUAAGAAUGGCAAGCGUGACAUCAAAAUCGGCGACGAAUUCGACGCCGACUUCGACUACGAGUAUGUCGAUGGUCAUGCAAACAAGGAACUUGUCUUCAACUACAGGCCAGACAAGGUUCUUAUCGAGGCCGAUCUCCUGUUCAACCUACCUGCUACCGAGCAAUACAGCAAGGUGCCUGCAUCUCAGAGACCAAGCGGCUUCUUAAACAAGUUGUUCCAGAGCGUGCAGAGCACGAGUGGAGAGGCCACAUGGAGCAAGCGGGCCAACUGGCAUCUUUCCAAGGAUCGCGACAGCAUGGGCGAUAGCCUGAAAGUCAUUGACAAGUGGGAUUUCACAACGCUGAUUCCUUGCCACGGAGAUGUCCUUGAUGGAAACGGAAAGGAGAUAUUCCGAAAGAUGUUUCAGUGGUAUUUAGUGGGAAAGAAAUAAGACUUGGUAAUGACUUGAUUUGCAAUGGCUUAUGGCGGAGUUUGAUGAUGUAUGUAAUAUUUCAGGUUGGGGGUUUUCUUUUUUUUUCGGCUCAUGCAACUUGCUCUUCUUAUCAAUUAGCAAUUAUAGAACAUAAUUUAAAGAUAAUAUUCUAUUU